Pneumocystis carinii B80 is the source of this 1740-nucleotide messenger RNA. RefSeq lists its product as hypothetical. Bases 43 to 1695 code for a protein of 550 amino acids. The transcript is spliced from 10 exons. The record is from RefSeq and is a predicted model, not a curated record. Gene Ontology annotation, biological process: positive regulation of GTPase activity. Gene Ontology annotation, molecular function: guanyl-nucleotide exchange factor activity. Lineage: Eukaryota; Fungi; Ascomycota; Pneumocystomycetes; Pneumocystales; Pneumocystaceae. Gene Ontology annotation, cellular component: cytosol.
AUGAAAAAAGAGGUAAAAUAAGCCGUAAAAAAUGAAAAACAGAUGAAAAAUAUGAAUUCUCCGUGUAUUAGUGAUAAAUUAAUAAGCCUUGAAGAAUUGGAAAAACAGUAUAAAAAAUGCCUUGAAAGAACCGAAAAUAGCGAUAUUAUAGAAGAACUCGUAAGGAAUAUAUGUAGUAUUGGGGAUUUUUCCAGAGAAAUGGAAAAUAGAGAAUAUAUUGGAGAAAUAUACAGCAAUUUUAUGUUUUCAGUGAUGAAAGAUGUGUCAAAUAUUGAUAAAAGAUGUGUUUUUCAAUCUUUACGUGUGAUUGGAAAUUGUUGUAUUGAUCAUGCUAAGAACCGGAAACGUGUUCUGGAGCUUUGCGGCGAAGAUAUUCUUAUGGAUUUUUUAGAACAUGAGGAUUCUGAUAUAUAUAUGGUAUCGCUUACAUCAUUAUUGAAUUUGUGUAUGGAUUGUGAUGAAGCGACAGAAAGACUUAAUAGAAAAAAAGCGGUUUCAAGGAUUCUUAAAACUACGAAUUCCCGUACAAAUUUUGAUAUAUUGGCGAGAAUUAUAGGAUGGUUAAUGUCUAAAGAAGAGAAGCAUUAUGAUACGGAUUGUUUUAUAGGAUUUUUGUCGUUUCUUCAAUCAUAUCCAGAUAAUGUUGCUGAUGCAUUCUCUAUUAUUCUUUCUUUUCUUCCUCAAAUUGAUAUACAAUCCGCUCUAAUUCAAUCAGAAAAGCUGUAUGAUUUACUUGAAUAUUUUUAUCGUAUGGUACCUUAUCAAGAGCAUUUUAAUUCUGAAAAUAAGGGACUUAUUUCUAUGUUAAUUAAUUUAUUUGGAGAAAUAGCAGCAAAUAAUGAUUUUUCCGAAUAUAUAUUAAAUAAUAAGCUUAUAAUGGAUAUGCUUUUAAAACAUCUUGAAAUUAAUUCUUUUUAUAUUUUGAUAUUAUGUAGUUGUGUUAUGCUUGGGAAUUUAGCUCGAACAGAUAAAACUUGUAUCUAUUUUGUUCAUGAAUUGAAGCUAUAUGAAAAAUUGAUCAAUAUUAUUAAUCUUUUUGAUAAUCCAAAAGUAAUUUAUUCAAGUUCAGGAUUUUUGAAAAACCUAUCUAUACCUAAAGAUAACAAGUCAAUUAUUGGAGAAGCAGGAGGUAUAAAAUUAUGUACAAAAUUAUUUACUUUUGAUUCUGUCAAGCCAAUAUUAUAUACAGCUGUAUGUAUUCUUAGACAGCUAAUUAUUGAUGAUGGAAAAAAUGCUUCUUUUUUUGUUGAUUCUGGUAUUUUUAUGCAAUUAUUGGAACUUCGAAAAGGAACAGAUGAUCAUUUUAUAAUAAUGGAAUCAUCUAGGGUUGUUUCAAGUAUGAUACGUACUAUUAAUUUGUUUAAACUAUUUGAUAUCGAAAAGAAAAUGCUUGUGUAUCCUGAUUAUGAAAAUAUUUUUAAAGAUAUGAUUGUUCAAACUCAGUAUCAUGUCAUUCGUACAGAGGCUAUCUUUGCUCUUGCAUUGAUUUCUCGAUCUUUUUGUUCAGAUUUUAAAAAGAUUGUGUUUAAUCUCUUGCAAGAUGAAGUUAUAUUAAAUAUUCUUAUUGAUCUAGGAAAAACUGGGACAAAAGAUUUGCGUGAUAAUAUACGAGUUCUUUUUUUCUCUAUAAAUCGUGAGUUUCAAAAUGAUUCAAUAAAUGCAGCAUUUUUGCUUUUGGGCCAAUGUACUGAUUAGCUAUUUUAUUAUUUAUUUGAAUCUCUUAAAGAGUUUAUAUUAAAU